Messenger RNA from Cornus florida, 2161 nucleotides. RefSeq names its product transcription factor bHLH84. Gene Ontology annotation, molecular function: DNA-binding transcription factor activity; protein dimerization activity. NCBI's taxonomy places the organism in Eukaryota, Viridiplantae, Streptophyta, Magnoliopsida, Cornales, Cornaceae. Bases 797 to 1855 code for a protein of 352 amino acids. The transcript is spliced from 5 exons. Gene Ontology annotation, biological process: regulation of DNA-templated transcription. The record is from RefSeq and is a predicted model, not a curated record.
AUGGAUUUCAAUUUAGUAGUUUUGAUGUCUGGUUCACUUAGUGAAUCAUGUAAUGGAUUCGAUUUUUUAUCUGCUCAUAUUGUUUUGUAACUAACAAACCUGAUGAAAAUAAUAUAGUACUAACCAAGUGGUUAUAUAGCAUGUUCAAAAAACAAUUGUUAAGUUUGGAGCAUUGUAGGGGAAAAGGAUCCAGGUUGGAAUAUAUUGUGUCUGGUUCCAGGUUGUUUGUAGAUGUCUGACCCUUCUCCACGAUCUUGCCGUCCUUCAGAAACAUCAUUAUCAUAGAUUUUUAAGUUUAAUCAUUCAUGCUAACAUAUUCAGAGGAACCCCGCGUUCUCUGGACCUACCAAGUGUUGUUCUCUGCCUUCCUCUUUUCCCAAAUCUUACUUUCAUUUUACCUAAUCUAAGUGUUCAGAUUUUGAUACUAAUUAAUAACACUCGUCGCUUUCCAACGAUGAGUCACCCUGAACAUUUUUAUUUCGUUAAUUAAGUAAGUUUAAGGCAUUUAAAGCCACUGAAAGGUCACACUAUUUUAGUGCAUCAUUGGCUUGGAUUUGGUCACUGGCUGAGUUGUACUUGCCCCCAUUACGGAUUGGGAGUUGUUUUUUAGUUAAUUAUUGGGAAUUAAUAAUUGAAAUCUUGUUGUACAAAUGAAGUUCAUCCAGUUCGACAUUCUUCCGUACUUUUUGGUAUAAAUAAUCUUCAUCUCCAUUUCUUCUAAGCAGAACAGUUAGCACUCUACAGAAAGUCCCUUUAUUUCCCCAUAGGCUGUCCAUUUUUCUGUGGCAAUAAGAAAAUGGAGUCUUUAGGAGUCAUGUCAGAUGAAUGGAACUCAUUUAGUGGAAUGUACUCCACUGAUCAGGAGGCUGACUUCAUGGCACAGUUGCUUGGUUACUGUGAACUUCCGAAUGAGCUGUCAGAGGGUUCGAGCUUUUUCGUCCACUCCUCCCAUGAGUCAGCUGUGAACAUGGCCGGGGUUGGCGAAGGCUUAAUGUGUUCUUCAAAUAGCACUAAUACUAGCAUGUACUGUUCUCCACAAGGGACUAGUACUUAUAGUGGUCUUAGUAGUAUUCUUUUUCCCAGUACUUCAAGUCUUGAAAGCUACUACCUGAGUGAUUCUCAUCAUACAUCAGGGGCAAGCGAUGGUUCUGUGUCGAUGGAUUUAUGCAUUGGGGAGGAUAAUAACACCGGCUUAAUAGAAGAGGAUGACUUCUGGAACCAAGAUAUGAGUACUGGCCGUAUGGAGUCUGGUGUGAACCUGUCAGAAGCUGUUCACGGAAAGAAUUUGCAGCUCAAAAGGGAACCUACGAUGGCAGUACCGGAUCUGUCUAGUGAAGAUAAAAAUGAUUCACUGGACAAUUCUAAGAAAAGAUCUCGAGUUUCAGGAGAGGUCCAAAAGAAGAGGAAUGUGAAGUCGAAGAAGAACAAGAAACUUGACGAAGAUAACAAUGCCGAGCUUAAUAAGCAGAGCUCAAGCAGCUGCUGCUUAGAGGAUGACUCCAAUGCUUCUCAGGACCUGAACAGAGUGACUUCGAGUUCAAGCUCAAAAGGGGCUGCAGCUAUGGAUUCAAAUGGCAAGACAAGAACCAGUAGGGUGUCAGCUACUGAUCCCCAGAGUCUCUAUGCAAGGAAAAGAAGAGAGAAAAUAAACGAGCGGUUAAGAAUCUUACAGAACCUCGUCCCAAAUGGAACAAAGGUUGAUAUUAGCACAAUGCUGGAAGAAGCUGUCCAUUAUGUGAAGUUUUUGCAAGUUCAAAUCAAGCUAUUGAGCUCUGAUGAUCUGUGGAUGUAUGCUCCCUUCGCAUACAACGGAUUGAACAUUGGGCUUGAUCUGACGAUCUUGACGCGGAGGUGAUGAUCUUGAAGAUGAAGGGAAGGAAUGCUGGUGCUGAGUAUUCAAUUUAUUAAAUAAAUAUAGCAAAUUAUAUAGAAUAUGUAUGUAGUCAAUUCCGUCUUGUAAUGAGUUUCUUUUUGCAAUUUAUUGACGGCCUAUUGCUCUUACACGAUGAGUAAUCAUCAUGAAUAAUUGAUUAAACUACUAAGUUUCUGUUUGAUUUUGCCUCAACAUAAUAAACAAGGCUUUCAUCUUCAUCUGUUGUUGUCAAUGAUAGUAUAACUCUUGUACAGAACAUUGAUUUGAAUUAGUUGCUUUGUAACAACU